Messenger RNA from Vespula pensylvanica (western yellowjacket), 2192 nucleotides. RefSeq names its product L-2-hydroxyglutarate dehydrogenase, mitochondrial (gene L2HGDH). Gene Ontology annotation, molecular function: (S)-2-hydroxyglutarate dehydrogenase activity; (S)-2-hydroxy-acid oxidase activity. The record is from RefSeq and is a predicted model, not a curated record. NCBI's taxonomy places the organism in Eukaryota, Metazoa, Arthropoda, Insecta, Hymenoptera, Vespidae. The coding region runs from base 633 to 1973 and encodes 446 amino acids. The transcript is spliced from 8 exons.
CUCACUCUUUCUCUUUUUCUUUCUCUUUCUUUAAUUAAGUCACCUAUUUCCAUCUCUCUCCUUCACAAAAUCUUCAGACUUUACCAAGAGAUUUCGCAUUUACAUCUCUCGAACGUGUGUGAAUUUAUGACUAUGAUAAAUACAAAUGAUAAAUCUUGUGUAAUCUAAUAAAAAGAAAAAUAACAUUAUCAGUGAUAAUCAUAUAUCUUUGUAGUGAGCAAGUUUAAUGAGGACAACUAAUUAUAUAUGUAUAUAAAUAUAUGUGCAUAUAUAUAUAUAUAUAUGUAUAUGUAUAUUACUUGAUUAGUUCAGUACUCUAACUGCAAAGUUGCAAGAACAUGAACGACGUAUAUAUCAAUACGCGUGACUGUCGUUCGAUAUUGAUUUUUUUGUAAUUGAGAAGUAGGUCGUAAACACGUGUUUUAUGAGAAACGGAAAUGAAGUUGUGUCUUAACGAUGAUGGCUUCUUUACGAUUGCGUCGUGUAUAUAAAUGAAAUUGGUUUCGUGAUUCAUUGAGGAAACUAAAAUCAGAUAUGAUGGUUAUCGUUAUGUAACCGGAUCCAUGUGUUAAAAACGAUGGCGUAGAAAAUAAACGAUAUAACAUCAAAUUCGUAGAAAGAAAAAGACCAGAAUGACGGGCAGCAUUUUAAGUUUAUUGAUAAAACCAACGAUAUCGUCGAAUUUAAAUUGUCUGAUACGUCGCUAUACGUCAAGUAGCAGUGAUGUUUGCAACGUAUACGAUCUCGUUGUUGUUGGAGGUGGAAUCGUGGGAUGUGCUACGGCACGUGAAAUGUUAAUAAGACAUCCUAAUUUGAAAAUAGCUAUCGUAGAAAAAGAGAAUGCUUUAGCAAAACAUCAAACAGGUCACAAUAGUGGCGUCAUUCAUGCUGGCAUUUAUUAUAUGCCUGGUAGUAUGAAGGCGAAGCUGUGCGUCGAAGGUUUGAAACUGUCCUAUGACUAUUUAUGCAAGAAAGGUAUACCUCAUAAAAAGAUCGGUAAAUUGAUAGUAGCUCAGAAUGAACAACAAGCUAAUUUGAUAAACGUUCUGUUCGAUCGAGGAUUGAAAAAUAAUGUACCUGAUCUUCAAUUAGUCGAUAAAGAGUGCAUUUCAAAUUACGAACCGAAAUGUAAGGGUAUAAAGGCCAUUUGGUCGCCGUGGACGGGAAUUGUGAAUUGGGCUGAGGUUUGCUAUCACUUUGCAGAAGAUUUUCAAAAAAUGGGCGGUCAAAUAUUUCUUAAUUACGAAGUUAGUGGAUUCUCUGAAAUGUUGGAAUCGCAUAAUGAAGGACUGUUGACACCUAUAAUCGUUCAGUCUAAAAAUAAGUUUAUUUCAACGAAAUAUGUAUUAACAUGCGCUGGUUUAUAUUCGGAUCGUUUAGCCGUCAUGACGGGAUGCGAUCGCAAUCCACGGAUAGUUCCCUUCCGAGGCGAAUACCUUCUUCUAAAUGAAAAUAAAAGACAUUUAUGUACAACGAACAUAUAUCCGGUACCUAAUCCGAAAUUACCGUUCUUGGGCGUACAUUUUACGCCUAGAAUAAACGGUGAAAUAUGGGUCGGCCCAAAUGCUAUUUUGGCACUAUCUAGAGAAGGUUACAAAUGGACAGAUAUCAACAUAAGAGACUGCAUAGAAAUGGCCAAGUUUCCUGGAUUGUAUAAGCUGCUCUUCAGGUACUUUAUACCUGGAGUUAAAGAAAUAGUUAAAUCAAUAUUCUACCCAUUGGCAAUAAAGGAUAUUCAAAAAUUUAUACCAGAAAUUUCGUUUAAAGAUGUAAAGAGAGGACCAGCUGGUGUCAGGGCACAAGCAUUAGACAAUGAUGGCAAAUUAGUAGACGACUUUGUUUUUGACAGUGGAAAUGGCAGUAUUGGAAGCAGAGUUCUUCAUUGUCGUAAUGCUCCUUCGCCUGCUGCAACGAGUAGUAUGGCCAUAGCAAAAUACAUUGCUGAUAAAAUGGAAAACGAUUUCAAGUUUUAAUAUUCUGUGAUAUAAUUGAAGGAUCUAAUGAAAUUUCUCAGCAAUGAGGAAAGUUCCAUUCUCUUGUACACAGUAAUUAUACUUCAUAAUAGAAUCUGUCACUGUCCAAAAUAUAUAUCGUAAGAUUAUAAUAUAUUUUGUUACGCCGUUUCUAUAUAUUAGUUAGUACUUGAUAUUUCAUAGCAAUCAUAUAAUGCAUUACAUGUGUUUUUAAAAGAA